Messenger RNA from Ceraceosorus guamensis, 1983 nucleotides. RefSeq lists its product as hypothetical. The record is from RefSeq and is a predicted model, not a curated record. The transcript is spliced from 3 exons. Lineage: Eukaryota; Fungi; Basidiomycota; Exobasidiomycetes; Ceraceosorales; Ceraceosoraceae. The coding region runs from base 1 to 1983 and encodes 660 amino acids.
AUGGAAAUUGAUUUCGAGGGAUCUAACGAAGAUGGCACUCCGGCCAAUGCAGCUGGCUUGCGCCCUGCUAGUCAAAACUUCGGCAGGCCACGGGGCGCCAGCGGACUUGCUCCUCCGGGCAAUGGCGACGGGGACGGUGGAGCCGGGCGCAAGAAGAAAGGCAAGCUCGACAACGCCACGCCCACGAACGGCGCGCCGACGUCCUCAAGGUUACAGAGUGGCCCUCCUGGGCUGGCGCACAAGCUUUCGAGAGGCUCUCUCAAAGGGUCUGAGCCAUCUCGCAGCUCGAUUGCUGGUAAAGGGCCCACGGCUGGAGGGAAGGCUGGAGAGACGCCUGUCGAAGGUAGCCUCCAGGAAGGUCCUCAACCUGAUCCCGCUCCUCCAGCGAGCCGACCUCUGACGCCACUCACUCGAGGGGGCCGAGGAACAGGUGGGCCAUCGGCUCCUGGCGAGUCGAGUUCGGGAAAACCUCCCAGCAUAAGUCCACCUCGAGCCAAUCUUAUCUUGCCUUCCUUCGAGGACACCUUCGAUCGGCCUCCUCGCUCACAUGCGCCUCCUGGAGGACUUGUAGAGCGGACUUUGAGUGCAGUGACAGCUUGGGUUGGGGGCAGAGAAAGGAAGUUCUCGACCUCGUCCAGCAAAUUGCGUCGGAGCUCGUCGAUCAUGGAAGCUGGACCUGCUGCAGUAGCUCGACGAGAAGCUGCAGAGUCUGAGAACAGGCUACCACGGACAUGGGCAGUCAUGGGCCUCAAGGAGCGAGCGAAGUCACGAGGGUGCAAAGAAAUGGACAAAGUGGUCGUGAUUGGAAUUCAUGGUUGGUUCUCGGUAGGACCGCUUGCGAAGUGGUUCGGCGAGCCUACUGGCACCAGUACCAAGCUAGCUACGAUGAUGGCCGACUCCGUCAAGCGGCACUAUGAGGGGGCAGGCUUGGAGCCACCCAGCACAGAGCACGGGCGUUUGACGGUCAUUCCGCUUCAAGGCGACGGGAAGGUGGCUGAUAGAAUCGACAAGCUGUAUGCCGCGCUCCUCGCGCAGCAGCAAUGGGUGCAAGCAGUGAAGGACGCAGAUGUGCUGUUUAUAGCUGCGCACAGUCAAGGCUGCGUGGUCGCAACGCAUCUUCUGGCGCGCCUGCUUGAGCAGGGAACCGUCCAGCCUAACCGCACAAGGACUGCGCUGCUCGCCAUUGCCGGCAUCAACCAUGGUCCCUUCAACAGCUUGCGCUCAGGCGUCAGCAACUACUACUUGAACGCGUUCGAAACGCCGGCUGCCAAGGAGCUGUUUGAGUAUCAGUCCAGCAGCAGCACCUGCUCGCGCCAAUACUCUUCGGCUCAGCGUAUUGUUUUGGACAAGGGCGUCAAGGUGGCUUAUGUCGCCUCAGUGGAUGACCAAGUCGUACCGUUGUACUCUGCACUCAACUCCUCCACAAGUCAUCCUAGCAUCGUGCGCGCUCUGUACGUGGAUAGCCGAGCAUUCCCUCGCGUCGACUUUUUGACGAACCUCUUGGCUUUCUGCGUUGGCGUGCGGAACGCGGGCUUGCCUGAUCACGGACUCCUCUCUCUCCUGUCUGCUUCGGUAGCGGGCUCACUCUACGCUGGGGAAGGCCAUAGCAAGUGCUAUGAAGAGCCAUUAACCUACGAUUUUGCUGCUCGUUAUCUUUUAGAAACUACAUCACCGUUGCGCCCUCCGACAUUACUAGUGGGCGAAAGCGCGCCUCCAGCGCCCAUUUUCGAAACAUUCGAGCCACAAAGGUGGAACCCCUACUCGCUUCCCUGGGCGUUGCGCGGGAUCUUGGAGGAUGUGGCAGUCCGAGAGCUUUAUUCCUCCGAUAUUGCCAAGCUGCUCAGCGACUAUGCGCGUUGGUCGCCCAGCACCAAAGUGCUGAAGGAUGUCCAGUGGCGAUUGGAACCCAUGCGCCUUAUUCCAAGACCACCCGAAGCUCAAGAGGUUCCUCGAUCUGCAGCAAGCUCAGUAUCAAAGCUGUAA